Capsaspora owczarzaki ATCC 30864 is the source of this 1264-nucleotide messenger RNA. Its product is annotated as general transcription factor IIH. Gene Ontology annotation, cellular component: transcription factor TFIIH holo complex; transcription factor TFIIH core complex. Gene Ontology annotation, biological process: nucleotide-excision repair; regulation of DNA-templated transcription. The coding region runs from base 50 to 1195 and encodes 381 amino acids. The transcript has 3 exons. The record is from RefSeq and is a predicted model, not a curated record. NCBI's taxonomy places the organism in Eukaryota, Filasterea, Ministeriida, Capsasporidae.
GAGUUUUUUGUGUUGUGCCUAUUUCGACGUUUUGCUCUCGCGUUUUUGAAUGAGUUCUGCAAAGCUCUACCAAGCACCGACGAGCGCUGCUGCGUCAACGGCGAUGGCGAUGGUGGGCGAGGACGACGAGGCGAGCCAGCUCGUGGUGGUGCUCGAGACCAAUCCGCUUGUCAUGCAGGCGAGCGUUGCCGUCACUGCUGCGUCCUGUGCGGCGACCACCACUCCGCUGGCAACCGGCAUCAGUGCUGCCUCGAGUCCAGAGGGCAAGCUGCCGUUCGGCGCGCUCGUCGAUGCGCUGCUCUUGCUUGCCAAUGCGCACCUCCUCAUGCGCAGGAGCAACUCGGUCGCCUUCGUCGCCAGCCACAUCUCAGAGUCCCUGCUGCUCUACCCAACCCCAGAGGAUACCUCUGGUGUCAAGAGACGCGAAGGCGCAAUUCCUAUGGACGCUGGCGACGAAGAGCCAAAGCGACAGGUAGAAUCAUCAUCGCGUCCGAUCGACGACGGCAUGCACGAGCAGUUUGCAUCGGCCAACUUGCGUGUUGCUGCUGCACUGCGGGAACUCGUGCUCCGGCCAGCUCCAUGGCAAGACCAGAAUGGCCAUGAAGCAACAGACACAACCGGCGCAGCAAAUGGAUUGAAAGCACCAACAAAACCUCCAAUGAGCUCCGCCAUGACGUCGCAGCUCGUUUCGUCCCUCUCUGUCGCUCUGUGUCACAUCAACAAGACCAGGAGGGCACUACCACCAGGCGUGGUCUGUCGGUCGCGCAUUUUGGUUGUCCACGCGGCUGAAGACGUGCCAGCGCACUACGUACAAUUGAUGAACACCAUUUUUGCCGCGCAAAAACUGGGCGUCAUCAUCGAUGCCCUUAUUUUGACGCCCGACGACUCGGGUUUCCUGCAGCAAGCCGUAGACUUGACGAAAGGGGCGUAUAUCAAGCUCCAGUCGAAUGACGAUCUCGUUCAGACGUUAAUGAUGUUUGGACUUGCUGAUCGGGCUGCAAGAGAACUCCUGAUUCUACCACAGCCGACUGUCGUGGACUAUCGCUCGGCGUGCUUUUGCCACCGCCGAAUUGUCGACGUGGGCUUUGUCUGUUCAGUGUGUCUUUCCAUCUUUUGCGAUCAGCGAGGGCUAUGUCCGACAUGCGGAACGCGGUUUAAGUUGCCGAUGAAGCCUCAAGCAAUCCGCAAAGUUUAGCAACAACCUUUUGUUCGAAAAGCUCGGAUUUACGCGUCGCCCUUGUAUUCUUCAUUAAACAAUAAGCCA